CGCAGAUGGAGAGGGAACACUGCAAGUGCGCGGAUAGUGUGUUUUGCCUUUUCUUAUCUUUUGUGGUUUGCUUCUAGUCGUGGUGAAAGAUUUUUCGUGUUGAAAUAAAUUAGUGGUUGAAUAUUAUUCAAUAUUUAAUACAAAAGAGUAGUUAUUUUACACGAAAUUCUGCAAUCACGUUUGCAAAAUAAUAAAUAUCUAGGCAUUUUUCUAUGAGAUGUAUUCAUUGAUCUUUCUUUUGCUCAGUAAUGUAAACUCUAGGUAAUGAUAGCCAAUACCAGUGGUAACAAGCUUAAGGCUUCAAAAGGGUUUAGGGAAUCUGAUGGCUUUAGGUUGCUAGUUAGUGAAGAAAAGACUAAAGUUGACAGAGGAGAGGGGGACAAGGAUAGAUAUUCAGGUGACAUUCAAGGUAAAAGUUCAUAUUCAACUAGUGUUGUGUAUUCAAGGGAUAGAGCAUUAAAACCUCGAACAAAACACAGAGAUGACUUUAGAUUUAGUCGUGGUACUUCAGAAAGGAGAGGUGGUGGUUCUCGGGGGAGGGGGACUACACAUAGAAAGAUGGAUAAGGACGGAGAAAUUUUCAUUCCUCGCGGAAAAUUUCAAGAAUCGCUGAUGAAAGGGAAAUCCAGUGAUGGUGUAAGCUUGUGUCCUAGUAAAUAUAAUAAUGACACUGAUGGAGGAAAAUCAAAAUCUGCUGAUUAUGGACACUACCUUGGUCUACCAGAAGAUUCAAGGAUUUCAAAAGUAUUACGACGAAUGUCAAGAGAAGAUGACCCAGAAAAAUUCAUAGCUUAUGGAAAUCAAUUGCAGGAGGCACUGGUUGCUACGGACAACGCUAGAUACAUCCGCAGAUCUCUGGACAUGAUCUGUGACUCUCUACUGGACCUGAUACACAGUGGGCCGAACUACGAGGCCAAGUUACAUGCGGCCAAAUGUCUUGGCAGGCUCGGACACGCUCUUGACCAAGACUUUAAACGAUUCAUGGACUGGGUGUUUCCAAAUUACACGGUUGAACGCAAUGAUGAAGUCAGGGGUCUCCUGUUGAAAGCGGUUCUUGAGACUGUUCGUUUGGAAAGGGAACAACCUCGUCUGAAGGACUUCGCUCAGACGCUGAUGUAUAACCUCCAUAUAGCUCUGGAGGCGGUAGACAAGUCACACCUACUCUUGGUGGCAGUGGAGGUUAUCCUCGACCUCGCAUCCAUCUACCCUGAUAUGUUUACUAAAUAUUUUACUGAUACAGUGGAUAUCCUGGUGGGUUGGCACAUCGACCUGACGACUCCUCCAAGCGUGAUCUGCUAUGCUUCUCAGAGCCUGCAGCGCCUCUCCCACUACUGGGCUAACGACAUUGACUUCUCUGUCCUCAUGUUGAGACACUUCCUUGAAGACACAGAGUCCUACGCUGAGGAGCUCACAGAUCCUUUGUCACCUGUCGAGGAUCAACUGUCCAAAACUAUUACCGUGGAAGAGAAAAUUAUCAGAGUUACCUCAUUCAUAAACUGUUCAACAUCCUUCUGGGCUGAGAGUAGAAAUGAAUGCGCUUGGUUGCUGCUGAACCUACUUCAGAACAAGACUUGUCCAGCCCAUGAGGACCUCUACCAGCUGUUAGACCUGGAGAUCUCCAUAUACCCCCAGCUGACAAACACAGCUCUCUCCUCCACCCUGCAGUUGGUAGCCAAGGUCGUCAAAGAGCUGAGUGCAAAUCUUCCUCUGGAGUUGGUUCAGCGAAUCUUGAAGCCCGGCUCCGUGUUCCUGGAACUUCGCCUCACCCCUUGCGAGAAAAUCCAUCGCGGCAUCUUGGCUAUCUACCACAGUCUUCUCAGCCUCAAGAACAUCCCCUUACUGAAGGAGGCGUACAGAUUGAUCUUAACCGACUUAGACAGUGCUUACCGUCUUUUGGUGCCAGAGUUGAAAUUGUUGUGUUCCGGAAUCGAGCCAACUGAUCGGACUACUUACGACGAGAACAAGGUGGAGAGUAUCGUCAUAUUCCAACUGAAAGCUCUCACUGAUAUCGCAAAUGCCAGCAACUCCUUGAUCGGCAUGUGGGUGCUACAGCCCACCAUCCUGGACUUGUUGGCGUCCCGGCUGAUCCCGCAGUCUGUCGGCAGAGUCAGCCCUUCCCUCAUGUACACCCAACUGUACCUGCUCUACUCUCACUGCUCCAGGCAUAGUCACUUCAUCACGACCAGCAGCCUUGUGGGAGUUACGCACGGACGCCCCGCAGUGAGUAGCCUACUGGGAUUGCCAGCUUCUGACAUCUCUCAGCAAUCCCCUACCUGCGGCCACUUCUCCGUCAUCCUCGGUCUGCUCUCUAACAUCCUCAACAAGGAAAUGUGCGAGGAGAGCAGUCUAUUGAUGUUAUCAUGGUGUUGUGAACUGCUCGGUCAGUCACAGCCUUACCUGACCACGCUGGCGGCCACAACGGAGAUGAUUGCACUGGUUAGGGCUCUCUGUGCAUGUGCAGCCGCGUCGUUCUCCCCCGCAGUUCUGCUGGCAGUAUGUGCCAACCUGCGGCAACUUGUUGUUCUGCCACACAUGUCUGCGUGGAAAAAAUGUGUGCUGGAAGAGAUUGCAGACGUGUGUUUGCUACACCUGGACUCCAGUGACACCAGGGUGGCCACUAGCUAUUCAGCUCUUUGGUUGCAACUACCUUGGACUGUUGUGAUGCCGACUUUGGCGCAAGGCAUUGUGAAGCAGGGCAGUGUGCGGAGGAGAGUGGAGGUAGCGCUACACACACAGCUGACCCACGAUGCCAGCACAGGAGACAUGUCCAAUCAUCACUUUAAGCGAUUUAUGGCCUUCCUACUGCAGGGACAUGGGAGAGGGGAGUUUGAGUGGCUACAAGAAGUAUUUACGACAUGCUGGUCGCUCACCCAGACUGAGCCGUUCGACUACAACAGUCUGCGGGAGUUGAGUCUCACUUCUGUCACUGUGCUGCUACACUGGGCCACCUGGGAGUCGGCUCAGUUGUGCGUCAACUCCAAAUUGCGCACUCCCCUGGGCAAGCCCGUCGACACCUUCAUGGCUUUUGAAGGUGUGCUGAAAUCGCUGGCGAGGCAAACCGUGGGGUCACAGACUACAGACACAACAGAUGAGUUUGAUGUUUGCCGAGUGCGGUUGCUGCUCGAACUUGUGGAGCAACUAGAGAAGGCGAUGUACAAUGCUUCAGAUGGCACAGCCUCAGCUCUUAUUGCUCCAUCAAAACCGGUACGCUCGUUCUUCCACACCAACAAGAGCACAUGCCACGAGUGGCUGAGCCGUAACAGGAGCGCUGUAGUGGCAGUGGCCCUGCGCGCUGGCAUGGCAUCAUGCGCCGUCCGGCACGGCUACACACUGCUGCAAGACCUCCUAGACCUGGGCAACACUAAGGGAUCAGAGUUUGAGAAUGCUGUGCUGCAAGUGGCUUGGGCGUUGUUGAAGCUGAAGCAGUCAGAGCCCAUACAAGGACUGUACGUUUGGUGUCGGGACAUCAUCGGAAUCAAGUUCCCCUGUCUAAAGGCAAUGGCGGACCAGGCUGCUGGCAAGUUAGAAACAGCUGUUGAUUCAUACAUGAAGAUUGUACAAAAUGAAAGUUUGGAAUCACCGACUAGACAUUUGGUAGCUGAACAUUCUGCUGACAAUAGUCACUCAGCGAAAACUUUAGUAGCUGACCAAAUUACGGAAUGCUAUCUGGCACUGCAAGAUUGGACGGAAUUGGCUCGCUGGAAAACCAGUGAGGCAGAGCUCUUGGCUAGUCAAAAUGGAGGAUCAUUUCUGAGAUAUAAGUACUUGACAGAGAAGGAUGCCGAGGCCCUGGCUGAGUUUGAGAAGGAGAGCUACUCUGCAGCGUACGAGUUGCUAGAGUGGGGCCCAGAGGUGGGGGAUAGCCCUAACAACACACCCGCCCUCGCCUGGGACUGUUAUAAGGUGUUGGGUGUCACAAGACACUCUUUGGCCAAGACCGCAGUGAAGUUUGUGGCCAACGGCAUAAUUCAGGACAGUGAUCGGGAGGUGCUGCGCGAGUGUCAGGCUGCGGCGCACAGCUACCUGGUCGAGGGUUUGCGCAACACCCCUUCCGAAGUGGUACAAGAGGCAGCCAUUUUGGAGUUUGCUGCCAACGCCAUGUUGAGUGAGAGUGAGGUCGUUGUGCACAGUGCUAUUGACGGAAGUGGAGUGUACAAGUUGACAAACGUAGACAGCACCCUGUUGGCCCGACUGUUGUGGUGGGAGCGUGUGUUGGACAAGCUGCAGAUUAUCUCCCACUCUUCUCCCCAACUGAGUCUAGAUGCAGCGAGAUUGGCACGUAAAGAGGGCAACCUGAAACUAGCACUGGCCCAGCUGUCACAUCAUGUGAACCAGAUCCUGCACCAUGACAACGGACAUAGAACCGCUCUGGUCCUGACAGAUGAUAUACUGGCGGACUUGGACCGCAGUGAGGAGCCCUGGAGUCUGCCGCACGCCUGCGCCUUCGCGGAGCUCUCCAAACUGCUCUAUAGUGUGGGGAGCCAGCAGCUGGCACUCUCCGUGGCCACACAGACCUGUCUGCGGCUAGCGGACUGCGAGGAGGCUGCGGUGAGAGAGAGAUGUGCCCGGUUGCUGCUGACUGUGGCCAAGUGGACACCCCUGCUGGACUCGCCUGCCUCGCUGCAGCAGCUCAUCGACUGGCAACGAGAUGCUCCUGCCACUGCCACCAGCCUUCUGGACAUAUCCAACUUUGAUACGGAGGGUGAUCCGGUGGGCUCAGUGUUGUACUUGGCAGUGUGUCACUGCCCCAGCCUGGCCAAGACCUGGGCCCGACUGGCCGGCUGGGCCUACCGUUGGGGCCGCAAGGCUACGGAUCAUGUGCUCAUUGCCGCGGACAAGGAGGCCAUCGACUCCCUCAUCCCUGAGGGUAUCAGCAACAGUACUGUGUACUCCAUACUGGCCGACACCACACCACCCAUCGACGACGAGGAUAUCGAGGCUGAAAACACCAAUGCCAGUGAUAUGAUAGAGUGUCAGCUCAAAGCUCUUGGGACAUUCAGUUCUGAGCAGUUGGCAGGACUGGUGGACAUGUGGCGCAAAUCUCACUCCCGCACUUACAAUUUCUACCAGCUCUCUGCCCACUCCUACUUCCGGUACUUGCAGCUCUGCGACAGUCCUCAGGAGGACAGCCAAGCGAUCACGGCUACACUGAGACUGCUGCGUUUGAUUGUGAAGCACGCCCAGGAGCUGCAGAGUGUGCUGGAGGUGGGGUUGUCCACGACCCCCACCCGCCCAUGGGUCUGCAUCAUCCCACAGCUGUUCUCCCGGCUGAGUCAUCCUCAGCCAUUUGUACGCCGCCGCGUCACAGAGCUACUGUGCCGCCUUGCCGCUGAUCAGCCACAUCUCAUCAUCUUCCCGUCAGUGGUCGGCAGCGAUGCUGGUGCAGCAACCAUCCGUGAUAUGCCACACACAAAACUGUUCAGCACAGCAGGGACGAGGGACCUGGGUGAGGAUCUAGAAAUGGCUGAGGAUGAGGAGGAGGAGUUUGAGGAUGAUGAGGUGGAAAGUCAAACAGCUGAGGAGACACAAGCCAUGGAGAACUGUUUCCAGGCGAUGGUCGAUAUACUGGCAAAACAGGAACCGGAGGGGAUCGCUCAGGUGCAGGUGUUUGUGAGCGAACUGCGCCGAAUCACGUUGCUCUGGGACGAGCUGUGGCUGGGGACUCUGGUGCAACACCACGCAGUGGUUGCACGGCGCAUCGCACAGCUGGAGACAGAAGUGUUGCGAGUCGACGAUAACGUACAUUUGUCACCGGCUGAGAAAGACAGGCUAGUGGCGGAGAAACACCGGACUAUCCUUAAACCGAUACUGUUUGUUCUGGAGCAACUUCACGCUAUCACAUCGGUGACUGCGGAGACACCUCAUGAAGUUUGGUUCCAAGAGAAAUUUGGAGGAGACAUAGCUGAAGCGUUGGAGAAGCUGCGAUGCCCGGCAGAUCCACGAAAACCUGGAGACGCUUGGUCAGCUCUCAAACGAUUACAGCUGAAGCUUCAGCAACGUGCAACCAAGCGGUCUGCGUACUCACUGCGUAUGUCUGAGGUCAGCCCUACACUGGCAGGACUGCGAGACACUCAGAUCUCCAUGCCUGCGCCGCGCGUACUCACCGUGGCAGCCAUUCACGACCACAUCGCAGUGCUCCCCACCAAGACCAAACCCAAGAAACUGGUCUUCCAAGGCUCUGAUGGAAAACCGUACACAUAUCUCUUCAAGGGGCUGGAAGAUCUGCACCUUGACGAGAGGAUCAUGCAGUUCUUAGGCAUCGCCAACACGAUGCUGCGUGGCUCCGGGUACCAGGCCCGCCACUACGCUGUCGUGCCGCUGGGUGUGCGCAGCGGACUUAUUAGUUGGGUGGAGGGUGUCACACCUCUCUUCUCCCUGUACAAACGGUGGCAGCAACGACAAGCUUCUAUCAACCAGAGCACGGUGAUGAGACCGUCGGAGGUGUUCUACUCCAAGUUAAAUCCGUUGCUGAAGGACUGUGAGGUCAGCAAGCCAGAGAACCGCAGUGAGUGGCCCUUGCCAGUGCUGAAGCAGGUCCUGAAGGAGCUCAUGCAAGAGACUCCCACAUAUCUGCUUUCUCGGGAACUGUGGUGCGACAGUGUGAACGUGGGUGGAUGGUGGCAGAGCACCAAACUGUAUUCUACCUCUCUGGCAGUCAUGUCCAUCAUCGGCUACAUCAUCGGACUGGGAGAUCGUCACCUGGAUAACGUUCUAGUCGACCUCACUACUGGCCAGGUGGUGCACAUCGAUUACAAUGUGUGUUUCGAGAAGGGGAAGACACUCAGGGUGCCAGAGAAGGUUCCGUUUCGUCUGACGCCCAACUUGCGAGCCGCUCUGGGUGUGACAGGAGUCGAGGGAAUAUUUCGUCUGACCUGUGAGCAUGUGCUGAAGGUGAUGAAGAAGGGACGGGAGACAGUCCUGACACUGCUGGAGGCAUUCGUGUACGACCCCCUCAUAGAUUGGACACCUGGCAGUGAGACAGGAUACACAGGAGCUGUAUAUGGCGGUGGCCGGGCGGUUGCCAUGGAGACUAGACAGAGCCGUAAGCAGCUGGAGAAGGAAGUGACCACCUCCAUGCUGGUAGUCAGACUGGCAGAGAUGCGAUAUGACUGGUUGGAGAACAGGGACAAGCUGGUGGUAGAGUUGCCAGAGUUGGCCGCAGCUAUACGCCAAUGGCUCGCGGAGGCGGAGAAACUAAAAAAGGCGGAAGAGUCUCUACAGGAGCGACAUCAGCAACUGGCUCUGGUCAAGGAGGCGGAGGCUCACGCACAGCAUGCACUUUACACACUACCCGGACGUUAUGUGGCUCACUGUGCGGCCACUGACGCCACUACCAAGACACACAGUGCACUGCAGUUGCGGGCAGAUGAGUGCGCCAGGCAGAUUCAACAGUAUAAGAUGGCACUGGGUUACUUGUACGGGCCCCAGCUUGCGCAGUCGGUGGCCGAAGUCAGCUCUCCCAACAAACAGGACAGCUACCUGGUGUUCGACCUCAUCAAAGAGUUUCUACAAAACGCAGGCCAGGGCCAAAUGGUCUUGCAGUGUAUCCAAUCGGAGAAGGAGCUUUGCGACUUAUGUUGUCAGCAGACUCAGUUGACCAGAGCGUGUCUGGACUUGCUGGGGCAAUAUGGUGCCAUAGUGAGACAAUUCCCCGUGUCCCAAAUCAACCUCCACCGCACCUCCCUAUACCACCGGUGGGCCUCCACCUUGCUACAGUCCCCCUACAUAGAGAGUUGUGAAGCGGUCCUAGCCGAGAUGAAGGUGGCGUUAUCUCCUCCGCCACUGGCUCAGGCGUCAGUGGUGGUAGGUUACAACAUGGCACUGCAGCGGUUGCUAGCGGAUAGUCGAGCCCACGCUAAGCGAAUGUUAGACCGUGCCAGUGUGAUAGAGCAAGCGGGUGACGGCGAGAAAGCCAUGGAGCGAGUCGCCGACAGGUCCCCACUCGCUCUACAGUGUGUCAUCAUCACUGCUCUGUGUAACCUGAACAAGCGAUUCCUGGUCAUGGAGAGUGCGGCUAAGAGCACGAAGGACUGCUUGGUGGACCUGACAUCUCAGAAGGGAGAGUGGUUCUUGGACGACAUGUGUCUAAGCGCAGGAACCAUGGUGAGGCUACUCUCCCUACUGCCUCCCCCUGAGCCGGGAACUACACUGCACGCAGCUGUCAAGUGUCUACAAGCUGCGCACAACCAGUACAAGAGCCUACAGGAGUUAAACCUGAACUUUUCAUCUAUCAUACUGCCUGAGGCUAUCCAAACGAUACAGAGGGAGGAUCCGACGGUGUUGACUUUACUAGCAGAACUGGACUCUAUCAUUGCCUCUGUCCAGAUGCCUCUGGGAGAUCUGGUCAGCCAACUUCAGCUACACCUACACUUGCUUGUCACCGGCAUGGGCGCGAUACCAGAAGGGUGUCAGGCGGCGGUGGCAGUUGCCACAGGGCUCCAGGAGGCAGUGGAAGCGAUGUUCCAGCGGUUGGGCUCAUCUGAUCCGCUCUCGCCCGGACAAAUGCUGCUCAUGGGGUUCAACGGGCUGUUUGACAAUCUGGCGCUGGGCUGCUGUGGGCUCGUGUCUGCCCUCGCAACUCUGCACAUCCCAGGGGCAUGGCGCAGCGUAGAUCAGCUGCGAGACGCCAAGUUGCUGGCAGCCCCGACAUACGACCCCGCUCCUAGAGCAGUCCUGGACCGCAUAUUCCUGGUGAAGCGGUUGCAGGCGAUGCAAGAACUGUUUGCAUUGAGCCGUGCAAACAGUGAGUCCUUCAAGGGUGUUGGGGCGACGUUACCGUGUGACGAUGACCGACUGAAUAGACCAAUCCGAUGUUUUACUGCCGACUACGUGAGCUGUCAGCUGCUCGGAGUAUUUUCUCAUACUAUGGCCGCCACUGUGUGUCUCCUGUUGCAGCAUGUCGGACUCAAUGUUACUGGGGAGGUGGAGCAACGUGAGGUAGGCGCGGAUAGUCGCGUGCCACUGGAAGACUUGUGUCGCGCAGCCGUGGACUGCUGCGUACGCCAGGGAGUUGUCACCAGUGCCACUCUCAACCAGGCGAGCGCAGCAGUGAGUGCGGUGGAGGUAGGGUGGCGAGCGACACAGCUCACUCUCCGACUGACGCAGGAUGCUCAGCGCGCAGAGCUCACGACUCAGCGGCUCCAGCUGCAGCUCACCGCACACUGCUGGCUACAUGAAGACAUGCUGGCUGCUGCACAACUCUCUCCACCCAUCAGUCGAGGUACAUUCAUGGUGGAACUGCGCAAGACUUGCACUGCGCUCAUGGCCUUGCAACCGAACCUAGCUGAGGCAAUCGAACAAAAGAAUAGUUUAGUGGCGAGUGCUGAACAGCGGCUCAAGUGGGCAGCCGGAGCCAACCCUGCUCUCGCUGAGGUGAUGUCUGCAUUCGAGGCAGCGGUGGCCAAAAACAACGAUCAGCUGUUAAUGGAACAGCGACUAGCAGGUGUGGUGGCCAACAUCUGUAACUCUGUCCUGAUGUACGAGGCGCUGCGCACUCGUACCUCAGAGGCACUGGCUAAUGACGCGGCAUUCCUUCAGCUGGUUGAGAGCACUCAACAGAGCUCAAGGCUGCACCAGACGCUCAACACCCAACUAUCACCCCUGGAGGAGAGUCUGGUGAAGCUGUGUCCGCCGGACUCGCAGAUCGACUGGGCUUGGAUCGCCAAAGCUGAGGCCCUCAUAUCUGAGUCAGUGAAGGCAUUGAUGAAAAAAAUGGAGCCCCAGAGGGUGGAGCUGUUUGCUGCUUGUGACGCCAUCAAGAACAAGGCACUCACCGUUCGCUCACUACUGAGCACUCACAACCGCACCAUGGCGGACGUGCGCUCACUACUCAAGACUAUGGUCAAGUUCGAGGAACCAGGAGUAUCUGAGUACCUGAGCCGCUACCGAGCGUACACCGAGCGACUCAUUGCUCUCAUCAAGACCAUCAUGGGCAUGGACGAUUUGACUCAGGAGAAGAUACAGGGUCUGUUGCAGGAAGUGGCAAUCAUACAGGAAGAAACACCGGGAAUCUACGAGGAGUUGCUGCAGUUGUCUGCAGAGGGAGAGAGCAGAGCCAAUAAGCGACCUCCGUUGGUGCGACAAGACAGCGUUUGUGCCUCACCUCGCCGCGACCCACAGACUGGCAAGGCUGUGCAAGAGAGAAAUGCAUAUGCGUUGGGCGUUUGGCGGAGAGUGCGUUUGAGAUUGGAAGGAAUGGAUCCGGACAUGGAUGCAGAUGGAUCAAGAAGAUAUACAGUGCAAGAACAGGUGGACUGGGCUAUCAAUGAGGCAACCAGCCUGGACAACCUAGCACUGUUGUACGAGGGGUGGACACCGUGGGUCUGAGCUGCCGACGUGAGGCUGUGAGGCUCUGAUAUUCCGGACCCGCGAGGGCGAGGCAGUAAGGGGAGGGAGGGGAACACAACCCCUCCACCAGCGGUCGCCCGCCGACCAUCUCCCCUUCUAUUGGAUACGUCGUUUUGCUUUUAUACUUCAAUAUUGUGAUCGUUGUUUUGUGCCAGUGCGCCACGGGACGCACUGGCCCCAUGAUUUGUUGAUUUUGUGCCGAAAUAAAUAGUCUACUUCAACUCAGAAUGGGUAGACUUAUUGUGGAUAGAUGGCAAGGCCCUGAUGUAUGUUUGUGGUUACACAUUUUAUACUUAAAGCAUUUCUUUUUUUGUAUUUUGUGAUUUGUGAAAAGUUGUAUUUCCUUUAUUGCCAGACAGAUUAAUUUCUCCACCGUGUUCUAUAAUGUUUGUGAUCAGAAUGAUUCUGGCUUUCAAUUUCAAAGUGUCACAUUUAAUAACUAUUAUUAUAAGUGUUAUGUAUGUUUGAUUAAAUUUGCCAAUAAGUUUUACAUUUUUAUAAUUUUUCUUCGGUUUCUUGGAAUUGUCAACUAGAGGAAGGUUGGGUAAAUCUUGUUUCUGUAGUACUCAAUACUUAUUGAACAUAAUAGAAAAAUGAUCUUAUUUAAGUAAAUGUAGGACAAUUUACGAUAAUCUUGAAUAUAACAUGAUUAUUGCCAUCCUUGGCAGUUUCCGCCAUAGCUGGUUGGCAUGAUACAAAGUACCGUUCAGCUCUUAUCUUUCCAUCUUGUCUAUUUAAGCAUUCUCAGCCUGUCCUCUACUCCCUUCUCUACACACUUUUGGUUCAUAGUUCUCAUAAUGGAAGGAAGGGGAGACCAAAAAAUGGCCAUUUAACAAACCUAACAGAUGGUUGAAGAGGAUAAAGCAAGUGUGAAUGUAGAAGAGAAGGUGUGUAAUGAAAAUCAGAAGAUGGAAAGCAUUAGACACUGCGAAGGAUGAUUGUAUAUGUAGAAAAUGCAGUGUUAGUGAUAAAAUCCCAAUUUUAGUGAUAAAAAGCUUUGAAAUAGGAAAGAAAAUUUCAGUAAAUUAGUAAACGGAACAUUGCCAUCUUUCUGGACAUAAUGAAAAAAUGGGUUCAAUAAAAUAUAUUAUAUCAA
Messenger RNA from Homalodisca vitripennis (glassy-winged sharpshooter), 11443 nucleotides. RefSeq names its product serine/threonine-protein kinase SMG1-like. Gene Ontology annotation, molecular function: protein serine/threonine kinase activity; protein binding. Lineage: Eukaryota; Metazoa; Arthropoda; Insecta; Hemiptera; Cicadellidae. Gene Ontology annotation, biological process: TOR signaling; phosphorylation; negative regulation of macroautophagy. The record is from RefSeq and is a predicted model, not a curated record. Gene Ontology annotation, cellular component: TORC2 complex; nucleus; TORC1 complex.